AUGGAAACCAAGCAAGUUUACGAAAAAGACUUGGACUGUGCCUCUGUAGAUUUGAUAUCAGCGCUUGUUGAUAUUUGUGAGAAACGAUGGGUAAAAGUGAAUGCUGGAGAAGUGGUCCGAAUGCAUCCUGAAGCGUAUAUUGUCGCCUCGAUGAGGAUAUCGCCCACUGGAUCGACGACGAAAUCCGCGGCGGUGGAUGCAGGCGCUGUGAUGUGCUCGAUUCCACUUCGUGUUCGACUGCCAGCGUUCAGUGAUGAGGAAAUGCGACGCAUCAUUUAUGUGAAAUACGGACGAGUGGCUCCGUUCACUCGCAAACUCAUAGCAAUAUUCAACGACUUGCUGAAGGAGAACACGCUCAGAAAACAGAACUCAAAACGAAUGCUCACCUCAACUGAUUUGUUUCGGGCAUGUGAGCGAAUGCAACAUUUAACGGAUUUAACGGACAAUAUAGCUGUGAUGGGUGAAUUGAUUGAUGUGUGGGCGAUGCAUUGUGUUUCAAUUGAAGACGUGAAGAGUUUAGCUGCAGUGAUUUCGGAUCGUUUGUCCGUAAAUCGUGACCAAUUGGAGUAUUACUUAAAUCUGCGAUUACCACCAAUCACCCUCGAACAAGAGCGUUUCAUAUGCGGACGCAUACAGUUAAGGAUAUCUGCCCAAAAGAUGCACACUGGACGGUAA
Molecule: messenger RNA, 675 nt
Organism: Anisakis simplex (herring worm)
Lineage: Eukaryota; Metazoa; Nematoda; Chromadorea; Rhabditida; Anisakidae
Source: the annotation of a GenBank genome assembly